AAGCCGCGUACGACUUAUUCCACAAAGGAUACGAGUGAUCCGUUGAAUGCUGAGAUAGAAGACGACAUUUACAUUGAUACGACAGAGCUGUGUAAACGUAUUGCUUGGGAACUCAAGCAGCACUCUAUACCUCAAGCUAUCUUUGCUGAACGAAUACUCUGUCGGAGUCAAGGGACGCUUUCUGAUUUACUGAGAAAUCCGAAACCGUGGAACAAAUUGAAAUCAGGAAGGGAAACGUUUAGACGAAUGUAUAAUUGGGUACAACAACCGGUGGAAACGCGGCUUUCCAUCCUGGAUAUGUGCAAAGGAAAAAGUAUGUGGUUUUCACCAGUUGCUGUUUCGUAA
Messenger RNA from Gongylonema pulchrum, 345 nucleotides. The record is from the annotation of a GenBank genome assembly. NCBI's taxonomy places the organism in Eukaryota, Metazoa, Nematoda, Chromadorea, Rhabditida, Gongylonematidae.